Messenger RNA from Sclerotinia sclerotiorum 1980 UF-70, 2736 nucleotides. RefSeq lists its product as hypothetical. NCBI's taxonomy places the organism in Eukaryota, Fungi, Ascomycota, Leotiomycetes, Helotiales, Sclerotiniaceae. Bases 1 to 2736 code for a protein of 911 amino acids. The transcript is spliced from 5 exons. Gene Ontology annotation, biological process: intracellular protein transport; clathrin-dependent endocytosis. The record is from RefSeq and is a predicted model, not a curated record. Gene Ontology annotation, molecular function: clathrin-cargo adaptor activity. Gene Ontology annotation, cellular component: AP-2 adaptor complex; membrane coat.
AUGCGGGGUCUCGUACAAUUCAUCGCGGAUCUUAGGAAUGCAAGAGCCAGAGAGCUUGAAGAAAAAAGAAUCAAUAAGGAACUGGCAAAUAUAAGUGGUUACCAUAAGAAGAAAUACGUUUGCAAGCUCUUAUACAUAUACAUCCUUGGGUGGAAUGUCGACUUUGGCCAUCUCGAAGCAGUUAAUCUUAUAUCUGCGACUAAAUACUCGGAAAAGCAAAUUGGAUACCUGGCGAUGACCCUGUUCCUUCAUGAAGGACACGAAUUGAUACACUUGGUUGUGAACAGCAUUAGGAAAGACUUGACGGAUCACAAUGAAUUAUUUAACUGCUUGGCAUUGCAUGCCAUUGCCAAUGUGGGUGGAAGAGAAAUGGGAGAGGCGUUGAGCGGGGAGGUCCAUAGGCUCUUGAUAUCACCCAGGACAUCCAAACCGUUUGUCAAAAAGAAGGCAGCGUUGACUCUUCUUCGGCUCUAUCGAAAACACCCCGAUAUAGUGCAAGCGCAAUGGGCGGAACGAAUUAUAUCUUUAAUGGACGAUGUUGACAUUGGUGUUGCUCUCUCGGUCACCUCGCUCGUUAUGGCUCUUGCUCAAGAUAAUCCUGAGCAAUACAAAGGAUGUUAUGUUAAAGCUGCAGCAAGAAUCAAGAGAAUAGUCGUGGAUGAAGAAUUCGGCCAAGACUAUCUUUAUUACAAAGUGCCGUGCCCAUGGCUACAGAUGAAACUUUUAAGAUUGUUACAAUAUUAUCCCGCAUCAGAGGACAUACAUGUGAGAGACUUGAUUCGGAAAUCCAUACAAAGAAUCCUGGAUGAUGCGUCCGAUAUGCCUAAAAAUGUUCAGCAAAACAACGCACAAAAUGCGGUUUUGUUUGAGGCCAUCAAUCUUGUCAUUCACCUCGACACCGAAGUGGAUCUGAUGAGACAGAUCUCAAUAAGACUCGGGAAGUUCAUCCAAUCACGGGAAACAAAUGUUCGAUAUCUUGGCUUGGAAGCCAUGACACAUUUGGCUGCAAGGGCUGAUGUCCUAGAUCCAAUUAAGCAGCAUCAGGCGAUUAUUAUUGGAUCCCUAAAAGAUAGAGAUAUUAGUGUGCGGAGGAAAGGUUUGGAUUUACUAUACAGUAUGUGUGAUCAAACCAACGCACAACCCAUUGUUGGCGAGCUCUUGCAAUAUCUUCAAAAUGCAGAUUUUGCCAUCCGAGAAGAAAUGGUUUUGAAAAUUGCCAUUUUGACCGAGAAAUAUGCCACUGACAUUCAGUGGUAUGUUGACAUAUCAUUGCGACUUAUUGCAAUGGCCGGUGAUCAUGUUAGUGACGAAGUUUGGCACCGAGUCAUUCAAAUCGUCACAAAUAACGAAGAGCUCCAAGUUUAUGCAGCGCAGAAUAUUUUACAGUAUGUAAAAGCAGACCACUGUCACGAGACACUUGUGAAAAUCGGAGGAUACAUACUUGGCGAAUUCGGCCACUUGAUUGCAGAGGAUAAAGGUUGUAGCCCAAUCGAGCAGUACCUUGCAUUACAGGGCAAACUGCAAGGUUGCUCAUCCAGUACAAGAGCAAUCAUCCUAUCAUCUUUUAUCAAAUUUGUCAAUCUUUUCCCAGAGAUUAAACCUAGACUUAUGUAUGUGUUCCAAGCAUACAGUCAUACCUUGGAUUCCGAACUUCAGCAAAGAGCUUGUGAAUAUUUGGCGUUAGCAAGCCUACCAACCGAUGAUCUACUUCGAACGGUCUGCGAUGAAAUGCCACCUUUCCCAGAACGUCAAUCAGCAUUACUUUCGCGGCUACACCAAAAGCAUGCUGGUACGAGUGAUAAGCGGACUUGGAUUGUGGGAGGUAAAGAUGCCAAUGCUAAUGAGAAAGAUUUUGUGGUUGCCAAGAACCCAGGUCUAAAGCGUACUUUUAGCACAAACGGAGCAAUAGCCAAUGCCACUGGAGCUAACGGGGGUACUAAUGGUACGAACGGGCACACCAAUGGCUCGGGCAACGACCUUGCCGGAUUAAAUCUCAUGGAUCAAGGUCCGUCGGAGCCAAAAACCCUGAAAGCGCCAAACCUCGCAAGCGCGGCCCAUCUUUCACCAGAUUGGGAAAUCGGAUAUAAUAAACUACUUCUAAAAGCGGAGGGUGUACUUUACGAAGAUGGGCAAAUUCAAAUUGGAGUGCGAUCCGAAUAUCGUGGCCAGAUGGCAUGCGUCAUUUUAUACUUCUCCAACAAAUCCCCGUCCUCUGUCAGUUCGUUCACCACAACACUCGAUCUCGAACCGAGCGAGAAGGAGAACUUAACAUGGGAGGUAAAAGGUUUACCAGAAAGCACAAUUCAACAAGGUGCACAAAGUCAACAAAUGAUAAUGUUUGAAUCGAGAAAGGUAUUUGAAAAAAGUCCAACGAUUAGGAUCAGUUACUUGGCUGGGGCUCUCCAAGCUUUGACACUGAAGCUUCCAAUCACCAUACACAAAUUCAUGGACCCAGCAGAAUUAUCAGCAGACGACUUCUUCAAACGUUGGAAGCAAAUCGGAGGAGCACCACGUGAGGCUCAACGCAUAUUUGGCGUUAAGGGUGGUAAGGGCGGAAUUCGUGAAUUCACUGAUGGAUUUGUUCGAAGGACCAUAGAUGGCUUUAGAUGGGGCAUUCUGGAUGGGGUAGAUCCUAACAGGAAGAACUUCGUUGGUGCCAGUGUGCUGCAUACUGGCGAGGGAGGCAAGUUUGGAUGUUUGUUGAGAUUGGAGCCGAAUUAUGGGACUCAGGUUUAA